CAACAACAAAAUGGCUCGAACUGUUAGGCAGCCAUGCGCAAAAGAGUUCUGCCAGCCCAGCAUCACGCGAGGGCCCCGUCGUUGCCCGAUGGGUUGUCUCGGUGCUUCUCUUAUAAAAGAGUUGUUCUGGCCUCUUGCCUGGGAGAGCCUGACAUUCUCCAAGCGAUUCCAGUUCCGCACAUCUCUCCAUCAUUCCAUCCCUUUCCGUCCCGGAUCCCCAUUAUUGCUCUUCCCAAGCUCUGAUGUCUCAUCCCGAUAUGGAAUCUGCACGCCCUGAAAACGCCGACGGCGAAAUACAUUCCCUCCUCGAGACGGUCUCUCACGCGCUGGCAGACCAAGCGGACAAGAGUGUCUUCGCCUUGGGCGGGAAAUUCGAUCUCGCUACGGCCGCAAAGGCGUUAUCGAAUGCGUCCGAGACAAGCCCCAUUGUGAUCCGGUGGGAUUCGGGCGAUGUUAAUCACUGUCGCAAGGUCUCGUUACCAGUCGUUGAAAACGAUGCAACCUCUCAGGCGGCGUUUGCCAAACUCUUGGAGGACUCGGAACCGGCCACGUAUGGGGUCGGCGGCGAAGCAGUCUUCGACGAGACUUAUCGAAAGGCCGGUAAGAUGAAUGCGACCAGGUUUUCGACGAAUUUCAAUCCAUACGAACAUGGCGUGAUCGAUGCCAUCGCCCAAGCCCUCACCCACGGCGACCACGGUGGCAUCAGAGCAGAGCUCUACAAUUUGAACAUUUAUUCCGGUCCUUCGGGCAAGUUCAAAGCCCACGUUGACACGCCCCGAUCGGAGGAACAAAUGGGAUCCCUCGUCGUGUGUUUCCCGCGCCCGCACCAAGGUGGCCAGUUAGCAGUCAGGCACGGCGGACGCGAGGUGACGUUUGACUGGGCGUCGGACAAUGCCUCGGCCAUUCAAUGGGGAGCCUUCUUCUCCGACUGCGAACACGAAGUCUUGGAGGUGACUGGCGGACAUCGGUUGACUCUGGCUUACAACCUCUACUGGACUACCUUCGGACCAGCAUCGAUGGCCGACGGCCUCAAUAUUCUCGAGCCGGAGUCUCUCCAUUUCUUUGGAGCACUGCGAGAGCUGCUGAAACGCGCCGACUUUCUCCCUGAUGGAGGUCUACUGGGCUUCACCUGUACUCACGCUUAUCCUCACGCUUCAUCCGCGGCCGCCGAUACCCUGCAACACACCUUGAAAGGCCUUGACAUGCUAGUUUACCAGGCUCUAAAGCGUCUGACGGGUUCCGUAAAAGUGACACAUGCCCUCGACGAUUACCUCUAUCAGGAGGAUCAUCUGGGUUGCCGGGAUAAUGAGGACGAAGGCGUAAGCGAGGACGAAGACGCAAGCAAGAAUGCACCGUCAUCUUCUUAUGCAAGCCUUGUUACUAUUGGCAGAUCCAUCCGUGGACCGAUCGUUGUGGAGGGUGGAGGCGAGGACUUCCCGAACCCUGAAGAGCUGGAUUACGACAACUACUACCGCGUCGACGGUGUUCUUCACCGGGAAAGUGAGAAGGCAUUUACUCGGGACCAUGUGACCUGGCUCAACCACGCCCCAAAGAAGACAACGCCUCAAGAGGUUGCAGUUGCGUUUAUCACUUACGGAAAUGAGCCUGGAAUUGAUGUGUACUACUCGUCAGCGGUUAUUGUUGCCGAUUUCCGCAAAUCACCGACCUCCCAUGUCAGCGAGGCCACCGACCAGGAAGUUACGAUUUGACAUAGAAGAGCGCAGCCGGUAGGUCAGGGCUGGAUCCGGCGACUUAGGGGAGCAAACCUCCCUACCGAGAGACCUGGUGGGCAAUGAUCUUGGGGAUGAGAAUGAGUCACGUGGGAGUUUCCGAUUUCGUCACCAUCAAACGUAUUUUGAGCCAAGAAUAUUAUUCCAGGUUGACGUUAGA
Molecule: messenger RNA, 1890 nt
Organism: Chaetomium fimeti
Lineage: Eukaryota; Fungi; Ascomycota; Sordariomycetes; Sordariales; Chaetomiaceae
Exons: 5
Coding region: 243-1709 (488 amino acids)
Source: RefSeq, a predicted model, not a curated record